This is a messenger RNA of Encephalitozoon intestinalis ATCC 50506, 582 nucleotides long. RefSeq lists its product as uncharacterized. Lineage: Eukaryota; Fungi; Microsporidia; Unikaryonidae. Gene Ontology annotation, cellular component: membrane. The transcript has a single exon. The record is from RefSeq and is a predicted model, not a curated record. The coding region runs from base 1 to 582 and encodes 193 amino acids.
AUGCAUCAUAAGAGCACAGUCAAAAAGACAUUCAAAGUCUUGUUUUUCUUUAUCCAGGCAUUAGUGUUUAUUUCAGGGGUUGGAGGGUCGAUAGUUGGAACAACAGUCUAUCUAACUGCACACGAACUCCUUCAGAUACCUAAAAAGGCACUUGUGAUUUCGUACACAUUGGGAAUUCUAGAAGUGACAUCGGGGAUUCUUGGAUACACGGCAUUGGUGUCGAGAAGAAAGAUUCGAAUGCUUGUCUACAUCCUAAUCACACUUAUCCUCAUGAAUGCCCAGGCCAUGGCGGUGGUCAAGAACUCAGCUAUCUACGAGAAGUCACAUUCAUGGGCAGAUCAAAGAUGGAGUUUAUUGAGUGAAGAACAACGAAACUUUAUUCAGAUGAAGUUUAGAUGCUGCGGGUUUUUUAACCCAGCCGACAGAAAUGGAUCCAGCUGUGGAGGAGAGUAUGGAUGUGCAGAAACGAUUGAUAAGCUUUCCAAGAGUACGGUAAAGCUUCUGCAAAAAAUUCUGAUGUUUUUGUUCUUCUUGGAGUCGGUUGGAGUUGGAAUUUUGAGUAUGCUAAGACUUAGAAAGUGA